AUGUUAUAUCCAUUAUGGUAUUUAUGCUUAUAUUUAUUUUACAUUAGAAAAUUAAUUGGUACCAUUGAAUAUGCUACAUUACAUUGUUUAAAUACAAAAUUUAUUAUAAUUAUUGAUGAAGAUUUUAUUGUAAAUCCUAUUCAUUUAAUUAAAUUAUUAUUAAAUAUUAAUCAUAUAGACUAUUUAACAUAUAUUAGUGGUCAUGUAAUUAAGAAUGGUAUACCAUUUCGUGAAAUCAAUAGUAAAUGGUAUAUAUCAAAAUUCAUUUAUCCAUUUGAUUAUUAUCCAAAUUAUCCACUUGGUGGUACAAUUAUCAUUAGUAGAUCAUUAAUUAAUCAAUUAAAUCAAUUAUUAUAUUCUAUUGAAUUAUUUCCAUUUAAUGAUGUAUUAAUUGGUAUUGUAUUAGAUAAAUUAAAUAUAUCAAUUAUACAUAUAGAAAAUAUAUUAUUUUCAAAGAAUAUUAUUGAUUUUAGACAAAAAUUUGUUACAGCACAUUUUAAAGGAACUUCAUAUUUACUAAUUAAUUUAUGGAAAUCAUUACGAUUGGAUAAGUUAUGUUAA
This is a messenger RNA of Schistosoma intercalatum, 561 nucleotides long. The record is from the annotation of a GenBank genome assembly. Lineage: Eukaryota; Metazoa; Platyhelminthes; Trematoda; Strigeidida; Schistosomatidae.